AAGCUGUGAAGUCUUAAGUUUCUGAAAUUUAAGACACAAAAAUGGCAUAAAAUACAUUGAAGUUUUGUCUGAGAAUUGACAAUUGACGUAAAUAUUUGCGUUUAGUGUUGGCAGGAAAUGACGCGUCAGUGCUAAGCGUUGUUAUGUGCAGCUCGUAUUAUGCUCCGACGAGGAACAGAGGAUUUACGCCGUGGUAGAUUUGGUCUUAAAUAGUCACAUAUACAUCUGUUAUUUUUCUUUCUCGUGUAACACUUUGGAUCCAGCACUAAUUAAUUUCUAUCCAAGACCAGUUGAAAGCACGGGUAGUUUCUUGUCAGCCAAAAAAUGUGUCGCUGUCGUCUGGCUAACUGCUCAGGUUGUCCUCUCAGUUUGAACAGCUAGCUACCAACAGCCUCCACGCGAAGCCUCUUGACAACAUCACUGGCAACCACAAAUAUGCAGAAGACAUGACCAUUAAGCGGACAUCCUUAUCCUUUUGUCAGUGAACGUGUCUGACAUUUAUCUCCUCCGUGUUGAUUGUUCAUCUCGACUAAAUGAAUUUCCUGCGCAAUCGUCUCGUUGUCCUGGGCCUGGUGCUGUUGGCCACGUUACUGCUGUACCUGCUGCUGCCAUCCAUACGUCAGGGCAGCAUGGAGCCAUCUCUUGAGGCUCAAAGAAUGGGGCUGAUGGCCACCUCUCCUCCUCCGCUUCCAACCAUCAACGUGUCCAUUCGCACCGGGCAGCUACCAGGGGACCCUCCACUGUUCUUCAGAGAAGCCUUGCCUGUUGAUGGGGCUGGACGACAGAUAUUGCCGAGGCUGCAAGUGGUCCUUCUGCAUGGCCAGGCCUUCACAUCUAAAACCUGGGAAGAACUUGGCACAAUGGCCCUUCUGGCAACUAACGGCUAUCAGGCCUUGGCGAUGGACCUGCCAGGGUAUGGAAAAUCUCCAGACUCAGAGGCUCUGAAGACAGACCAGAAUCGGGUGGACCUCCUCUCAAGGUUCAUGGAGUCUUUGGGUGUCAGGGCAGCUGUGCUCUUGAGCCCCUCCAUGAGUGGACAUUACUCCAUCCCCUUCCUCAUGAAGAACAACGCUCAGCUGCAUGGCUUCGUCCCCAUUGCACCCGUUGGUACCCGAAGUUACACUCCACAGCAGUACCAAAAUAUUCCGACUCCCACUUUGAUCGUGUAUGGAGCCCUGGACACAAAUCUGGGUGCCCAGUCCCACAAAAACCUUAUUCAGCUUCCACAUCACUUUGUGCUAAAGUUAGAAGGAGCCCGCCACGCCUGCUACAUGGACAAACCUAGAGAAUUUCACCAAGGAUUGAUCGAGUUCCUAAGCAAACUGAAGUGAAGACGUGUGGCGGAGGAAGAGGAAGGAGACCGGUGGAAGUAAAAGAAAGAAGAGAAAAUACAUAGAGGAAGACAAGUCGUCUUAUCAGCAGUUUAGCGUGGUGACAUUUUUGCUAAAAGGCACCAAGAUCAGCAUUAUUCCCAUAUCAUCACCUGACGCAAAGAAAUUUGACAUGGGUGUAGGUUUUAAUAAAUGGAAAAUGGCAUGUAAAAUCUUGUAGUAUCAGUUAACAAUAUUUCAGAUGUUUCCAUUAUGUACGCAUUACUUUGUUCAUCUUCCUGUAGUGUAAAAAUGCAAGACUUCUUCACCUCGGCUUGUUUUGAAAAUAGCUUCCGACUUGUAUCGUGGUGGGUUUUGUUUCAUGUGGUUCAUGUCUCUCUUUGCAUGUAAAAACAUGGAAUGUGUUUGCAUCAUCGUUACCAUUUUUGUAGGUGACAUGUAGGUUACUGUAAAUAUGCAAAUGUAGCAGCUGCCCGUGUUUAAUUAGCUUCUGUUCGCUUCACAUUUGACCAACAGAUUUGUAUAUGAGGCUCUAAUAACUGUUCCAGCUUCCAAGGAAAUACACCAUUCUCAACAAAAGCAAACAGCAGAUACACGCUGUAAUAAACACUGUAUUAAAAAGGAUGUCGACCAUACAGAAUAAUGCGUUAAAAGCUCACAUUUAUUUAUAAUGAUGAUAAAGUUGUAUUUAAUAUAUUUGCAGUAAGUUUGGACAAUCAUGCCAAAACAAACUUAGAAUAAGAUUUAUGCAGAGCUUAAAAUAAAAGCAAAAAUAUUC
Messenger RNA from Acanthopagrus latus (yellowfin seabream), 2109 nucleotides. It is a transcript of the gene abhd14a, whose product is annotated as abhydrolase domain containing 14A. The record is from RefSeq and is a predicted model, not a curated record. The transcript is spliced from 5 exons. The coding region runs from base 534 to 1331 and encodes 265 amino acids. NCBI's taxonomy places the organism in Eukaryota, Metazoa, Chordata, Actinopteri, Spariformes, Sparidae. Gene Ontology annotation, cellular component: cytoplasm.